AUGGCCAAAGAUACAUACCUCAAAAAAGUUUUAGGAUGUCUGAAUUUUGAAAAGAUUCGAACCGAAAAAGUUUUAAUGGUUGGAGCAGGAGGAAUAGGAUGUGAAUUAUUGAAAGACUUAGUAUUAACUGGAUAUGGAGAAAUACAUAUAAUAGAUUUAGAUACAAUCACAUUAUCAAACUUAAAUCGUCAAUUUUUAUUUAGAAAAACAGAUAUAGAUAAGUCAAAGUCUUUGACAGUUAAAAAGGCAGUGGAAUCUUUCAAUUAUCUUGGUACCAAAUUAGUUUCACAUCAUGGAAAUAUUAUGGAUAAAACUCAAUUUCCCUUGGAGUGGUGGGAACAAUUUAGUUGUAUUUAUAAUGCUUUAGAUAAUAUUGAAGCAAGGAAAUAUGUUAAUAAAAUGUGUUUAUUUUUGAGAAAACCGUUAAUGGAAUGUGGAACAGAAGGAUAUCAAGGUCAUGUAAAUCCAAUAUUUCCAUAUUACAGUUCAUGUUUUGAUUGUGAACAACACACAGCUCCGAAAACUUAUCCAGUUUGUACCAUCAGAUCUACACCUUCAUUACCAGUACAUUGCAUCACAUGGGCGAAAGAAUUUUUAUUUCAUCAAUUGUUUGACGAAAGCGAAGGUGAUAAUGAAAGUAAACUAAACGAUUCUAAGGCUAUUGAAAAUGAAACUGAUAAUAAUGAGGAGAUUGAAAAUUUAGCCAAAGAAGCAAACGAAUUGAUGGAGCUACGUGAAAAAAUUAAAAACUCAAAUGAUUUUGUUGAAAGUUUAAUUGAAAAAAUCUUUAAAGUUGAUAUUGAAAGAUUAUUGUUGAUUGAUACUUUAUGGACAACUAGAGAAAAACCGACUCCUUUGGAUCUCACAAAAGAUGGUAAAGGUUUAUAUGAAUUAUUGAAAGACGAUUCAAAUGAGAAAAUAUUAUUAAAGGAUCAAAAGACUUGGUCGGUACUUGAAAACUUAUACGCGUUGUACAAAUCAAGUUCAAGGCUACAGUCAAGACUAAAAAGCGGAGAACCAUUUGUGUCUUUUGAUAAAGAUGAUGAAGAUACGUUAGUGUUUGUUGCAGCUGCCUCAAAUUUAAGAUCACACAUUUUCAAUAUUCCAACUAAAUCAAAGUUUGAUAUUAAGGAAAUAGCUGGUAAUAUUAUCCCAGCCAUUGCCACGACGAAUGCAAUCAUAGCUGGGUUUUCAGCAGUUUCUGGUUUAAACGUUCAUCAAUCAAACACGGAUAUUGCAGAACUUGCGAGAACUUCAAGUAUAAUGCAUACUUGCCUCAAACCAAAACAAUACAUAACACACGCUCCAGUGGACAUACCAAACCCCAACUGUGCGGCAUGUUCAUUAGUGUCUAGAGGAAUUUUCAAUAUUAACAAAAAUGAUUAUGAAACAUUAACUUUAAGUUGGCUUGUUGAACAAUUAGUCAAAUUAUAUAAAUUUUCCGAAGAAGAUAUUUCUAUACAAGUUGGGCUAUCUAAGUUAAUCUACGAUAUUGAUUUUGAUGAUUAUUUGAACACAAAAUUAUCAAAAGUUCCAGGUUUUAAACCUACUGAAAUUAUUUUAAUUCAAGAUGAUUCAGAUGAGUUGGAAAAUCUUGAGUUAUAUCUAAAUGUUGGAGAUGAAGUCGAAACAAAAUUACCGGAAAUAAAAUUACGAGCCAAAAGAAAACCAAGUGAAAAUUCUAAUGUUUCAGGAAAUGAUGAGCCAGAGCUAGAAGAUGGAUUGGAGGUUAUAGAAGGUGAUUUGGAUGACGAGCAAGUCAUUGAAAUCAUUGAUGCACCAGAAGAAGUUAACGAAGAACCACCAACAAAGAAAAGGAAGGUUAUAUAG
Molecule: messenger RNA, 1830 nt
Organism: Lodderomyces pseudojiufengensis
Lineage: Eukaryota; Fungi; Ascomycota; Pichiomycetes; Serinales; Debaryomycetaceae
Gene: UBA2
Product: E1 ubiquitin-activating protein
Exons: 1
Coding region: 1-1830 (609 amino acids)
Biological process (GO): protein sumoylation
Cellular component (GO): cytoplasm; SUMO activating enzyme complex
Molecular function (GO): SUMO activating enzyme activity
Source: RefSeq, a predicted model, not a curated record